AUGUCUGCUACAAUCGACCUCAUAUGGGACGAAAACAGGAAGGCAUCCUUGGAAACUAAGACAGAUACUGCAAAAGGCAGACAAGCAACUGUCUUCGAAGAUCUAGAGUACGUACGGACCCACGACAGCCUGGAAGGUAUGCCCUUGCAGUUACCCUUUUGGUAUCCCUUUUCUCACGGAGAACAUUACAAACUAGUACUGGGAUUUCAAUUUUAUAUUGUAUUCUAUUCAAAUGUAUGCCAUAGUUGGCUACAGGCAUUGCCUGUAACGUUAAUGACCCAAAUUACUGCAGAAAUUAAAAUACUGCAACAUAAUAUUAGGAAUUUCACUAGAGAUUAUACUACAGACGAAAAACUAUCCAAGGAAAAUGCUUAUUUGAAUUUGAAAAAGCUAAUUAGAGAUCAUCAGAAUAUUAUUAGUUGGCUACAAGCAAUGCCUGUAACGAUAAUGACUCAAAUUACUGCAGAAAUUAAAAUACUGCAACAUAAUAUUUGGAAUUUUACUAGGGAUUAUGCUACAGAUGAAAAACUAUCCAAUGAAGAUGCUUAUUUGAAUUUGAAAAAGCUUAUUAGAGAUCAUCAGAAUAUUAUUAGUUGGCUACAAACAAUGCCUGUAACGAUGAUGACCCAAAUCACUGCAGAAAUUAAAAUACUGCAACAUAAUAUUUGGAAUUUUACUAGGGAUUAUACUACAGAUGAAAAACUAUCCAAGGAAGAUGCUUAUUUGAAUUUGAAAAAGCUUAUUAGAGAUCAUCAGAAUAUUAUUAGUCAAACUUCCAAACUGAAUAAAGCAUUACGUGUGAACAUUUUUAUCGAAUACGCAAUUUUCUCAGCAAUGUUAGCAUCAAUACUUUUACAAGUGAUAAGUAGUACAAACUUAGGAAUGGCUGUAUAUGAAAGCAACUGGUACGAACAAGACAAACGGACCAAUCAGUUGCUAUUUAUUUUAUUGAUGAGAACACAGAAGCCCCUAUCGGUCCAUAUCGGUCCUUUUGGACCCUUGACAAUUGACGCAGCAUUAUCGAGGUUCAAACUUGCCUAUUCCUACCUAUCAGUUAUGUCGUCUUGA
Molecule: messenger RNA, 1068 nt
Organism: Ceutorhynchus assimilis (cabbage seed weevil)
Lineage: Eukaryota; Metazoa; Arthropoda; Insecta; Coleoptera; Curculionidae
Source: the annotation of a GenBank genome assembly